This is a messenger RNA of Verticillium nonalfalfae, 1104 nucleotides long. RefSeq names its product GTP-binding protein rbg1 (gene RBG1). Gene Ontology annotation, molecular function: GTP binding; GTPase activity. Gene Ontology annotation, cellular component: cytoplasm. Lineage: Eukaryota; Fungi; Ascomycota; Sordariomycetes; Glomerellales; Plectosphaerellaceae. The coding region runs from base 1 to 1104 and encodes 367 amino acids. The record is from RefSeq and is a predicted model, not a curated record. The transcript has 7 exons. Gene Ontology annotation, biological process: cytoplasmic translation.
AUGUCGACAACGGUGGACAAGAUCAAGGAGAUCGAGGCCGAAAUGGCCAAGACUCAGAAGAACAAGGCGACGUCCUUUCACCUGGGUCAGCUGAAGGCCAAACUGGCCAAGCUUAAGCGAGAGCUGCUCACGCCAUCGUCCGGUGGUGGCGGCGCCGGCGCGGGCUUCGAUGUGGCCAGGACGGGUGUUGCCAGUGUUGGAUUCAUCGGCUUCCCUUCCGUAGGAAAGAGUACCUUGAUGAGCCGGCUCACAGGACAGCAUUCCGAGGCUGCAGCGUACGAGUUUACGACACUGACCUCGGUGCCUGGCCAAGUCGUCUACAAUGGUGCUCCUCUACAGAUCAUUGAUUUACCAGGUAUCAUCGAGGGUGCCAAGGACGGUCGUGGCCGUGGUCGUCAAGUUAUCGCGGUGGCGAAGACGUGCCAUCUCAUCUUCAUCGUCCUCGACGUCAACAAGCCGCUGACGGACAAGCGUGUCAUUGAGACGGAACUCGAGGGCUUUGGCAUCCGUAUCAACAAGUCUCCUCCCAACAUUACAUUCAAGAAGAAGGAGAAGGGCGGCCUCAACAUUACAAACACAGUGCCUCUGAACAACAUCAGCCACGAAGAGAUCAAGGCUGUCAUGAACGAGUACAAGAUCAACUCUGCGGAUAUCUCUAUUCGAUGCGACGCCACCAUCGACGACGUCAUUGAUAUUCUAGAAGCCAAGAGCCGGAGUUACAUCCCCGUUGUCUACGUCCUCAACAAGAUCGAUGCCAUCAGUAUCGAGGAGCUCGACCUUCUGUACCGUAUCCCUAACGCUGUCCCGAUUAGCUCAGAGCACGGGUGGAAUGUCGACGAACUGAUGGAAGCGAUGUGGGACAAACUGAACCUCGUGCGCGUUUACACGAAGCCAAAAGGAAGGAUGCCAGAUUACAGCCAGCCCGUUGUGCUUCGGUCGAACAGGUGCACUGUCGAGGAUUUCUGCAACGCCAUUCACCGAAGCAUCGUUGAGCAGUUCAAAAACGCUAUUGUGUAUGGCAAAUCUUGCAAGCACCAACCUCAGCGUGUUGGUCUGUCCCACGAGCUAGCUGAUGAGGACAUUGUGACGAUUGUUAAGCGUUGA